Messenger RNA from Anolis sagrei ordinatus, 6803 nucleotides. It is a transcript of the gene GSK3B, whose product is annotated as glycogen synthase kinase 3 beta. The record is from RefSeq and is a predicted model, not a curated record. Gene Ontology annotation, cellular component: cytoplasm; beta-catenin destruction complex; glutamatergic synapse. NCBI's taxonomy places the organism in Eukaryota, Metazoa, Chordata, Lepidosauria, Squamata, Anolidae. Gene Ontology annotation, biological process: regulation of neuron projection development; negative regulation of canonical Wnt signaling pathway; regulation of microtubule cytoskeleton organization. Gene Ontology annotation, molecular function: tau-protein kinase activity; ATP binding; beta-catenin binding.
CCGCCCUUUAAUUGAGGCGCUAGUGCUCUUCCGCCGCGAGAAAUAGUCCCUGCCUCCACGCUGAGGGAAGGAAGAAGGGCCCACUCUCUCUCAUUUUCUCUCUCUCUUCCUCCUGUGACUGGCUGCCGGGGAAGGAAGGCCUUCUCGACGCCGCUUCCGCUCUUUCCAAGGAGGAGGAUGGCGGGCCCCCGGUGAGGCCUGAGAGAGAGCGAGGCGUGCCCCUUUCCUCCCUUCCAUCCCUUCCUUCCUCUUCGAGAGCGGGGGAAGGGCGGGCCCCGGCUCUGCAUGCCCUGCCCGCCUUCCUCGCUCGCCACCUGAGGGCCCGGCAAGGAGCGCAGCAGCAGGAAGAGGAGGAGGAAGGGCAGGAGGCCGGGAGCGGAGGGAAGGCAGCCACCAUGUCGGGACGGCCCAGGACCACCUCCUUCGCCGAGAGCUGCAAGCCCGUGCAGCAGCCCUCCGCCUUCGGCAGCAUGAAAGUCAGCCGAGACAAAGAUGGCAGCAAAGUGACCACAGUAGUAGCUACUCCUGGACAGGGUCCGGACAGGCCUCAAGAAGUUAGUUACACAGACACCAAAGUGAUUGGAAAUGGAUCUUUUGGUGUUGUGUAUCAAGCCAAACUCUGUGAUUCGGGAGAGUUGGUUGCUAUUAAGAAAGUUCUACAAGACAAGAGAUUUAAGAAUCGGGAGCUUCAAAUUAUGAGAAAGCUUGACCAUUGCAACAUUGUCAGAUUGCGUUAUUUCUUUUACUCCAGUGGAGAGAAGAAAGAUGAGGUAUAUCUUAAUUUGGUUCUGGACUAUGUUCCUGAAACAGUGUACAGAGUUGCUAGGCAUUAUAGUCGAGCCAAGCAAACACUCCCCAUGAUAUUUGUGAAGUUGUACAUGUAUCAGCUGUUCCGAAGUUUAGCCUAUAUCCAUUCCUUUGGAAUAUGCCAUCGAGAUAUAAAACCACAGAAUCUUUUACUGGAUCCCGACACAGCUGUCUUAAAACUUUGUGACUUUGGAAGUGCAAAACAGCUAGUUCGUGGAGAGCCCAAUGUCUCUUACAUCUGCUCUCGGUACUAUAGGGCGCCAGAGUUGAUCUUUGGAGCCACAGAUUAUACCUCCAGUAUAGACGUUUGGUCAGCAGGUUGUGUAUUGGCAGAACUAUUACUAGGACAACCAAUUUUCCCAGGAGACAGUGGUGUAGAUCAGUUGGUGGAAAUCAUAAAGGUCCUUGGAACCCCCACAAGAGAACAAAUUAGAGAAAUGAAUCCAAACUACACUGAAUUUAAAUUUCCCCAGAUUAAGGCACAUCCAUGGACUAAGGACUCGUCAGGAACAGGACAUUUCACCUCAGGAGUACGGGUCUUCCGGCCCCGCACUCCACCAGAAGCAAUAGCGCUAUGUAGCCGUCUGCUGGAAUAUACCCCCACUGCACGUCUGACUCCGCUGGAAGCAUGUGCACACUCUUUCUUUGAUGAAUUACGGGACCCAAACAUCAAAUUACCGAGUGGGCGAGAGAAACCGGCCCUCUUUAACUUCACCACUCAAGAACUGUCAAGUAAUCCAUCUUUGGCUUCAACCCUCAUACCUGCUCAUGCCCGAAAUCAAGCAGCUGCUUCAACCCCUACAAAUGCUCCAGCGGCCUCAGAUGCUAAUGCAGGAGAUCGAGUUCAGACCAAUAAUGUAGCCUCAGCAUCAGCCUCCAACUCCACCUGAACUGGUCACGCGCAGCAGCCUGUACAGAAACAAUCGCCAGUAAUUUUGAGUCUCGCUCAGCAACACUGGUCACAUUUGGAAAGAACAUGUAAAAAGAGGGGGAAAACUGUUCAUUAUAGUGUUCAAUUUUUUUAUUAUUGUUGCUCUUAUUUAACCUUGUAAAAAUAAAUACAAACCAGUUUCAUUGUUUGCUCACUCUGCGGGCUCUUUGGGCAGGGGACUAUGUGGGGUGGGAAGAGGGGAAGUGGAGCAAUAGAACACAGUCAUGUCUCUUCUUCCCAUGACAAUCUUCAAAUUUCAAAAAAGAAUUGCUGUUAGUUAUUUUAGAAUCAGGAAUCUUGUGCCCUUGCAAAACAAAAGAAGGGAAACCCUAAUUCUGCUCAAGCUCCUUUUUAAGCCUUGUAUUUUUUAAAGUGAAAUUUUGACUUUUGGUGAAGUACAUAACUUGAAUUUGGUCAGGAGCUUAGCAGGAGUUGCUUGCCUUGAAAUCAUACGCUUGGAGAUCUUUUACUGUCUUUGUGUUUUUAGGUGAGGAGGGAGAACAUGGUGAGGUGCUAAAAUAUGCUGAAUUGCCAAAGGGGGAUGAGGGAGGGGAGGGACGUUAUUGUGGGAAGAUAAUAAAUCUUGGAAGAGUAAGAGUCCAAUGUUGAUCUUAAAUUCAGUACUAACAUUGGAAAAUCCUGUAAAUAUAUAUGCUACAUAUACACACACAGACAGUUGAGCCUCAUUUACCUACUCUAAUCUUGUUGGAGCUGAAGAUUAAAAGAUCUGCAAAGCACAAAAAAAAAGACCCUGGUCUGUCUUCGGCAAGUAGGAGGGAGGUACACAGGCCUCAUGGGUGCAGAACGUGGGUUGAACUUGGGGCAAAGGCACUUCCAUAGCCUCCCCUUCCGUUUUGUACGGGCUUCUUCCUUGAAGAAGACAUAAAAAGAAAGCCUGGGGUUAGGAUGUGAAUGGUCAUAAUAUUUUCAUAGGAAUUCGAGGUGGCAAUUUGGUCUUAUUGUUUUACUGGUCAUUUUGAAUCCAAAUCUAGAAUUUGUAUGUAACUUCACCAUUUUUCAACCUCUUCCUUUUUAGUCUUUAUUUAUUGAUUUUCAGCAGUUGCUGUUGUCACAAUGGUAGAAUCGUAAUAAGUAGACAAAUCAGUUUACUUACUCCUGCUGACCUAUAAAAAGCUAAGUGUGUGUAUAUAUAUGCACAUAUACAUAUAUAUAUAUAAUAUAAAUAUAUACAUAGAUACAGUGCUGCUUUUUAUUUUUUAUUCUAACUGGUCUGACUGAAGCAGAAAUGCCUGUUUCCUGGUGUCUAUGUUCUGGGUUGUUAUUUUAUAGUGGUUAAAAUAAAGUCUCUUGUUUAUGAAGUGAAAGCAAUACUCCUUGGAAGGCUCUAGUGAGGUAGGUGGUGAGAAGGAAUGCCAUUGCCACUGCAGAAACAGGUUCUUGUGACUGGCUUCCUCUUAUGUUUGAGAGAUGUGCCUAUCUAGCCUUAUAUUCAUUCAAAUUAAUCUUCGCCAUCUUGGUGCUCGCGGAAGUUUUGUCUCCUUGGUCCACGGUCUUUGUGAAACACGGUUGUGACCCCAUAAGAGCUGGCUGUAUACCAAGGCUGCCGCUCGGAGGCACCUGGACUUGGGACCUCAUCCUCAAUUCCUCUCUUUCCAUCCAUAGGUAGCAUAGGCCUGGAGUAGAGGCAGAUGAGCCCUGUUGCAAGUCCUACCAGAUUAACAGUGUUGGCCCGGGAGGGAGUGGAUGUCUGGCUGCCUGAAAUGCCAGGUGAUUGACAAGGAGAGUUCACAUGAGAGGGCUUUGAAAAUGUUUCAACAGCCGUCAUUGUGGAAACCAUCUUUGGUCAGAUACUCCAGUUUCCUGUCAACUCACUUAUGAUGCAUGAAAAGCCUGAAAGAAAUGAGCCCGUAGAUGUUCAUUCUCCGUGUCGAUUGUGGCCUUUGUCAGAACUCAGGGGUCCCAGGCAGGGCAGUGGCAUAGAGAGGGGAUCCAGUUCUGUGGUCAGAAUAGCAGGGCAGUCUGAAUUUAGAAAGGAUUUGCAGAACUUUUUGUUAGCUUAAAGCUAGCACAGGAGAAGAAUUAAAAGCUUUCUUUUUUAAAAAAAUAAUAAUUUGUGUGUGCGUGUGUGUAAAAACUGGGAUCCUGUUGGUUUUAUUUCCUUGUGGAUCAUGGCGGACUGCAAAUAAAAUUUUAUAGAGAUCUAGAUCCAGGUGUUUCAGUACCAUUUCCUUUUUUUGUAAAUAAACUGACAAAAGCUCCUCACCAAAUUCAAGUUUGUACAUUUGUUCUUGAAAUUUUGAGUUGUAUUGCUUUGUAUGUAAAUAUGUGGUCACAGGAACUGCUGUUAAUGAGCAAAAAGUUACCAUUCAGGGCAGUUAAUUUUGUUUUAAUAAUCAAACAAAAUGUAGACGAGCUUUUUAAAGCCAUAUAGUUCUAACUCUGUACAGUAGAUAACCGGCCUGUAUUAUUGUAACAAUAACUCUAGUGAUGUAUAGUAUAUCUAUAUAGUUUGGAGUGCCUUUGCUUCCAUGAUUUUUUUUAAUUUUAUUUUUGUUCCUCCUUUUUGUAACAGAUGUCUCACACAUGGAAUAUCUUUGCUUCCCUUCUUUCAGUGAUUUCAUGGUCAGUAGCAUAAUAAAAAGAAAGUGCAUCCAUAACUAUUUUUAUUUCGAACCAUGGCUUCGUUGUAGAGGUUUAUAUUUGUCCCCCUGUCCCCACAAAAGCAGAGACCGGUUUCAUUUUAUAUUUGCCACCUUGCUGCCAUCUUAGGUGGCAGGUUUACAUUUUGCUCGUCUUUUCCUAGUGCUUUUGUCUAGAGUUCUUGUAAACAACAACAACUCGAAGCUUUGGUUUAGUUUCUUUGUUCCUGCAAAAAGCAGAAUUGGGCUUUAUAAGAAGAAACUGUAAUGGAAGGAGGCGGGAAGGCAUUGGGGCCAGUCAACCAGUCUCAGUCUCUCCCUCCCUCCCCCCCCCCUUCAUAUGCAUGUGUGCGCACGCACACACACACGCCUUUUGUAUUUUAUGGAUAUAGAUACCAAGCAAAACUUUUGACUUGAGAUUAAUUGGUGGUACCAAGAGUCUGCAGUUUUAGAUUAUCACUUGCCCUCUUUCUCCCCAUCCUACCCCGAAUGUUAUUUUAUGAUUAAAAAAAUAACCUUUUGAAUCUGACUUUUAAUUUCUUGUGCCCAAUACAAAAGCCUGUACUUUUAAAAUAUUGUUCCUUGUGUAUUCCAUGUGAGGUUUACUUCAAUGGCAAAAUGUUGAACUUUUUAUCAAACCAAAGGUUGCUGUUUUUGUUCUGUUUGCAUUCUUUCUGUAACCAUCUUGUGUUCAUUCCAGUAAGGCAGAGGCUGCACUUUUUCUGGUGACACAAAGGUCAGUGGUAGCAUUUUGUUUCUGACAGUCCACUCAAGAGUUUUCUUUUUGUGGUUUGUUUUUAAAUGAAGUCCCCAAUGGUCUCCUGAUUGCUAUCCUUUGUCUGCAUUGCAACUACGCAUGUCCCUGAGAUGGCAGUGAUACUAUAUCCGUGUCCUUGGCUGAAAGUCAAUCAAGACACUCAUUACCUUAAUCUCAAAGUACCUUUGUUUUUUUUAAAAAGCAAAACAAUUUUUUUCCAUCAUAGAUUGCCUCUAACAUUGUCUAGCUGAUGCGUGGAAAUACUUCAUUUUAUUAAUAGGCCAAGUAAUGUUGGGUGUCUGUAAUUAGUGAUAAUUUGAAAUGUUCCCAGAUUAGUAAUGCUUCUGAAGAAAUAUUACCAAUGAGCUUUUUAUCCAUUAGAAAUGUCAGCCACUUGGGUCAAAGCCAGUGAUGAAAAGCACAGUUUAGCAUUUCACCCUGGACCUCCAUAUUCCCGGUGUUUGCAUCACAGCCCCUUUAAAUACCCACUGUUUCUACGGGAACUAAUUUCUUGCUCCAUUUUGCGAUAAGGCAAUAAAAGCAAAAUGAAGGAGGAUCUUAAAAUUGGUUCCUAAAGAGUUAGCUCGAGAUACAUAUCUUCCUUCAUUGUGUUGUUUGUUCUUCGUUUUGGGGAAAAACAGUUUAUAUAUAUAAAUAGCCAUUUAUAUAUAUAAAUAGCCAGCUUGCCUGUAAAACUUGCAUUUAUUACUAUGUUGCUGAUAGAUCACUUGGGCUUGUACACACAACUAGCGUGUUCACUUCCAUCUUAAGAGCAAAAAUCUAAAAAUAUAUAUAUAAUGGACUGUGGGUUGUAUACAAACUAUUGCAUACACAUGCAAAGCUGUCUUGAUUCAAAGAAAAAGCAAAACAUGUAUAACAUUAUUACUACUUGAAUGCCUCUGUGACUGAUUACCUUUUUCAUUUUAAAUAUAAACUUUUUGUGGAAAGUAUGCUUACUGUUUUAUUAUUUUACCUCCUCCCUUCUGCUCCUCUGUAAAUACAUUUUGUUCUGUGUGACUUGGUUCAGAAAUAGUUAACUGGUACUGUAAUUUGCAUUGAAUAAAAAUAGGUUAGCCUGGACAUGAGAUUUAAAAUUAAAAAGUGUGUGCUCUUUAUUUCAAAAUCUUUGAUGGACACCACCUUCUUUAAGUCCCUUCUUCUGAACUUGUCCCACCUCUUUCUCAAAUUGCACCCUUGCCCCAACCAAAAGGCGGGUUUGGAAUCUUUAGAGUAAUUAUUAUAAGAAAAUACAAACAAAAUCCACCUAUUUUCCUGGUCCCUACGAAUGCUACGUUUAGCAGCUUCUGUCUUCCAGUAAACCGUUAAAUUUGACAGAGAGAAAAGGGUCCCUUUUGCUCGGAUUGUAGCAGAUGCCCCUACUUUGCUCCCACCUGCAGCAUGUGCUGGAAAGUUUUCUAAAGCACCUUUAUAUUUGAGCCCCGAGUAAAUGAUUCUUGGUGAUGAUGUAAAGAGUUUGUCAUAUCUAUGUCUUGUGGGGCUGUUCCACAACCAAAUUGGCACAGUGCUAUCUCUAAGCUGGGUUCCAGUUCCUGGGUAAUGUAUGUAUUAAAUGUGAUGUCUGUUUGCGCAAAAGAAAAUUCCUUUUUCAGGCCGGGUGAUUUCUCAGUCUCUUCUGUUACUAUCCUAAAAUGCUAGAUGCAAGGUCAUGUGACUACUGCUUCAAUAAACAAAUUUCCUAUAUUGCAAA